This is a messenger RNA of Clarias gariepinus (North African catfish), 3810 nucleotides long. RefSeq names its product serine/arginine-rich splicing factor 11-like. NCBI's taxonomy places the organism in Eukaryota, Metazoa, Chordata, Actinopteri, Siluriformes, Clariidae. Bases 2168 to 3244 code for a protein of 358 amino acids. Gene Ontology annotation, cellular component: nucleoplasm. The record is from RefSeq and is a predicted model, not a curated record. Gene Ontology annotation, molecular function: RNA binding. The transcript has 12 exons.
UCUCUCAGCGCUGAUGUGUAUUGAUGAGUGCACGUUUCCUCUCCACAGCUCUGAUUAACAGAACCUUGCACACUGACUUAUGCUUCAGGAAAAUGCAUUUACGAGAAUACGACGUAGGAAAAAAAGAGAGGGCGGGGCCAGACAAAUGUUGUGUACACCUUGUGCCGGUACAGCAUACGCAGGGUUCUUCCUUGUUCACAGAGUGACUGCAAAUCAACAUGGAACAUCAUCGGCAGUAAAAAAAAAAGUACCAAACCUGUCCUUUAAACAAGGCACAUCAAUAUGAGAGAUGGAUAGUUAGUAGUAGAUAAACAUAACUCACUAAGUGUAGACGAACAUAACUCACCCUGAUAUUUUCCCCUUAGAAAUAUUAAUAUUAGACAUAGCAUGGAAGUUUACGUCCUUAUUCUCUUUCCCCUCCCCCUUGUUUAAUGUCAGCUCACAAGCGAAAUGGGUGCAUACUGUAAAUAUUCAAGUGUAAAACGUCCUAAAUCUGCUGUCUGAUAUCCAAACUAAGAAAACAGUUGUAACUCUACUGGGUUGUGUAACUGAUAACGAAAUCUCUUGCCUCUAAGAGAUUAUUAGAACGUGGAAGUGUCUCCACACUUCCACGUUCCCAGUGUUGUACACAUUGAGGAGCAUGUUUCAGUGUGCAGGACGUAACCUUUUUUUAAAGACAGAUCGAAGGGGCGUGCGCACUCGUCCGCAUUCAGAGAUAGACGUGAACGCUAACAGGUCUCCUCAGUAUCUGUAUCUGGACGGACUCCCGCGGUAUCCCUAUCGCUCUAGGUCAGACAGAUAUUAAAGUUUAUCAGCGCAUCAGCAGUCUACUCCAGGAUCAUGGACUCGCCUAGACUAAAACAGCACAACCAAAAAAAAAGAGAGAGAAAGAUACAAGGGGACGAAAAAAAAUGGACAAACGCGUUCAUGUUCAUUAUCCUGCUCUCAUGUUUUUUACGUCCCCCACCUCCACCAUCAUUUUUAGACUGUCUCCUAUUAAAAAUGUUCUCUUGUUUGUUUGUGUGUGGUUUUUGUAGUGGAGAAGGCAAACGCAGAGCCCCCCCUCCCCGAAGGCUGAAAGUGGUCCUCUCUCCCUCUGCCAACAGGCGCCUGUAGGCAAUUACAAAACGCCAGCCGCCACAACUUUAUGCCCCCCUAUCCUCCUCUUUCUCUCUUUCAUCUCUUCUUGUAUCUUUCUCCUCAUUCUUUCUCUACCCCCAUCCUUCUCUCUGUCUCUCUCUCCUCUUAGAUAUACAGUGUGUUAAUUGUGCGUAGUUUGCCACUAUGCCUAGUUUCUCCACAUAAAACAUUGUGGUUGUCAAACAUUUUCUUUUUUUUUCCCACUGAAGUGACUCCAUAUGGAUUGACCCAGGCAUUUUACAUAUGAAAUAUUAAGCUGUUUUUUUUUUUCCUUCAUCUUUCAUGUCAAAGAUACACAUUUAUACUAGGAUUGGGUUCCCUCAGGAAAGAGCUUUAGACUUUAGUACAUGAGUAUAACAUUUAUCAGUCACUAUGUGGGUUUUUUGUGCUUUGCUCAAUGUGGUGGACUCCACAUGCUGUUUUAGAAAAGAAAAGUCGGGUGUGAUUUUCCUUCCUCUCUUUAACAGUGGUCUCUUGUUUUUGUUGUUGUGUUUUACAGUUCUUUUUCCCUGGCUCUGCCAGUCCUGUUUACCAGGCCGUGCCCGAAAAUGAAACUCGAAAAAACAGCCCUACAGUUUUGUCUCCUGCAGCAAUUCUGUGUUUUUUUUCUCUAAUGUGCUUGUUUGUUGUUGUUGUUUGUGUGUGUGUUUUUUUUCUUUCUUUUUUUCUCCAAUGUGUACUUUUAAGAGUUCUUUUUCUGCCUUGUGUAAUAACCAGAAUUGUGAAAUAUCAUCCUCGGCACACAAAAGAAAAUAUUUCAGGCUUUUGUUGGGACUGAAGUGUUUAAGUUUGUUUUUUAAAUCUUUUAAAGCAUUUGCGUGUGUGUCGAUGGCACGUGUUAGCAUGCUAGCGUUCCUGUGAGACACCAGCGAAGCUGCCAACGUGAGUCGCUUGUUCAUAAAACGUCUAUAUGAAAAGUUGAAAGCACAUCACCCGGAGAAGCCACUGUGCUCGCUCACGUUUGGUUCAUGACUUAAAUAACACGCGUCCAGGUGUGAUCCCGGACGAGUCGAAAGCUCUGUCGCUGAUGGCGCCUGCCAACGCUGUCGCUGGGCUGCUACCAGGUGGAGGACUGCUCCCCACGCCCAACCCUCUUGCAUCGAUGGGAGGUGGUGUUCUGGGUGCGCUCGGUGGUCCUACCAUAUUACCUGGAGCCGGCAUGAGUCCGCAGGCUCUCUCUGCGGAUCAGCUUCUCAAGCUGAUGACCUCAGUGGAUCCAAAGAUGAACCAGAUGGCAGCGAGCAUGGGUCUAAAGGCAGACGCCUCAAACAAGGAAAUCGAGGAAGCGAUGAAGAGAGUCAGAGAGGCACAGUCCCUUAUCUCGGCUGCUAUCGAGCCUAGUAGUAAAAAAGACAGCAAGCGCAAACAUUCUCGCUCCAGAUCCAGGUCUAGAUCCAGACGCAGGAGAUCCCGCUCUCGCUCCCGACACAGGAGGUCGAGCAGCCGCUCUCGCAGACGCUCCCGUUCCCGGAGCCGCAGACGCUCUCGCAGCCCCAGGAGGAGGAGGUCCCGCUCCAGGGACCGCGGCCGACGCUCCGCCAGCAAAUCCAGGGAUAGAAAGAAAGAGGAAAAAGUCAAGAAACGCUCUAAAACGCCUCCAAAGAGCUACAGCACCGCCAGGAGAUCUAGAAGCACGAGCCGGAGACGAAAAAGGAGCGUUAGCCGAUCUCCAAGAAGAUCUCCCAAGAGAAGAGCAUCCAGGACACCGUCGCCUAGAAGACACAAGAAGGAGAAGAAGAGAGACCGUGAAAGAGAGAAGGACCGGGAGCGUGAUCGCGACAGGAGAGCUGAUCGAGAGCGCAGCCGCGACGAAACCGAACGCUCCUCCAACAAGAAGAAAAAGAGCAAAGAUAAGGAGAGGGAGCGGACGUCCGAUAGCGAGAAACGAGAUGUAAAGGUGACGCGAGACUACGACGAGGAGGAGCAGGGCUACGACAGCGAGAAGGAGCGGGGGGCCAAAGAUUCAGACGACUCCGGGUCCUCUCCCGCACGCUAUGAGGGUGACGGCGAGGGCGACAGUGCCAGCGCCAAGCACACCCCCAAACAGACCAAGCAGAACGGAGACGACCACCACGACGAACAGGACAUGGACGUGAGCGACUGAGACCCGCAUUGAGACCCAGUGGACUUUUGAUCUUUUGAGGAUUUGAUUAGUCCUCGUGGCUGUGUGUCUUCUUUAAUAUUAUUAAUAAUAACCUUCGAGUUUAAUGUUACUGGUUAAAUUUAAUCAUUGCCCCCCUCCUCGGGAUUGUUUAGACCUGAUCGAUUUAGGGUGGAAUCACACGAGAGGUAGCUUGUGUUUUUCUUUCUGGUUAGUCAUGUAUUGGCCUUUAAUAAGGACAGAUCCUUAAUUUAUCAGUGUUCAUCUCAAGUCAUUUACGUCGCUUUCUCGGUUUUGUUUUUUCCCCUUAUUAAGAGUUGUUUUUUGUUUUCUUAAUACAAUGUAAUUUUGACGGAUCUCAUUUUUGUGUUAGGGAAAGUUUUUGCCCCUCUACCCCCUUGUUUCAUUCAUGUUUUGAUACCGAUUUGAUGUGAAUGUCAUUUUAAUAGAAUGAGUUGAUGAGAAAUGUACAUGAUUAGUGCUUUAUAUAUUCCUAGGCAUCGUAUUCAGUAGGUGGCCAUGCUGGAGUUGGAAUUUUUUAUACUGUAAAUAAACUCACUCGAGUCGAA